AUGGGAUUUGUUAUUUUUACGUUUCAGGUGCCCUGGUACAGAGGAUGUGGUGCUGAGGUAGAAUACAGGAAGUGUGAUAGUGAAAGGUUCCGUGUGCUGGGUCCUUCUGACCCUCUGAGUGUCCAGCUUGGAGGCUCAGUGAUGUUACCCUGCUAUGUUGAAACUCCUCUACCGAUGGAUGAGCUGGAAGUGGAGUGGAAGAGAACAGACACUUUAGUUCAUUUGUGGCAGAAUGGACAAAGUGAAUCAGAGUCUCAGAACCAGGAUUAUAGAGAACGAGCACAUUUCUUCUCUGAGGAGGUCAAACAUGGAAACUUCUCACUCUUACUUACUAAUGUAACCAGUAAAGAUGCAGGAGUUUACAGAUGUGUAGUUUAUACAGAGAAGGAAUCUAAUGAAGCUUCAGUUGAAAUAAAGGAACCAGAUCAUCUGAUUGUAACUGGAGGUCACGCUGUAUCUGCUUAUGCUGAUGAAGACGUCACACUGAAUUGCUCAAUCAAAUCUCAUUUACCACUAAAACAGAUAGAACAGAUUGAGUGGAGGAAAGUGGAUGAAAGCAUCUUAGUUCUGCUGUAUGUAAAUGGUGAGGUCCUGACAGAAUCCAGUGAUGAGAGAUACAGAGACAGAGUUGAGCUCUUCAGCAAUCAAGAAGUUCAGAAAGGAAACUUCUCACUGAGACUGAAGAACAUCAGAACUGAGGACAAAGGGCUGUUCAUGUGUGUAGCGUUUCAUGAAGAUUUAUCAGCUAACACCACUGUGGAAGUGCAGCAGCUUGGUUUUUCCUCUUUACAUUAUGGGAUUUUUUUCUUGUGUGGAGUUGCAUUAGUCUCACUGUUGUUGAGCUGCUCAGCAUUUAUUUCUGUAAAAAAUAAUGGUGUAAGCAGAUUUCAGCUUCUCCAUGUUCUAAAGAUCUUUAAAGAAAUCUGCCACCAGCCAGUAAGAACAGGAAGUGAUUAA
Molecule: messenger RNA, 957 nt
Organism: Trichomycterus rosablanca
Lineage: Eukaryota; Metazoa; Chordata; Actinopteri; Siluriformes; Trichomycteridae
Product: butyrophilin-like protein 2
Exons: 6
Coding region: 1-957 (318 amino acids)
Biological process (GO): regulation of cytokine production; T cell receptor signaling pathway
Cellular component (GO): external side of plasma membrane
Molecular function (GO): signaling receptor binding
Source: RefSeq, a predicted model, not a curated record